GAACCAGGAAGAGCUGCCAGCUGGGGGAGGUAUGUAUCGCGCUUGCCACAUCUUCCCAACAUUGAACCUUUUGAUAAAUGUAUAACUUCUAACUUCUAACUCCUAAUACUCUAGCAAUUGCAAUCGCAACCGCAAUCAGAGCCCAGAUCGAAAUCGCAAUCGCAAUCGAACACAAUGCACGUCGAACGCAGCAUCAAGCUCGUUACCGAGCAACACAACAUUCCGAAGCCUUCACCAAUGCCCGAGUUCCCGAUGAAGGAAUGGUCUGUGAAGAUCUACGUACUUGACCAGGCCGGUAACGAUCACCCCGCCAACUGCUUCACCAAGGUCACUUACAACCUUCACCCUUCUUUCGAGGACAAGACUCAUCAGACAUUUGUGGACCCACCAUUUACAUGCGCCAAUGAGGGCUGGGGCGAGUUCGAGAUGUCCAUUGACCUAUUCACCACCGAGAAGGGCGGUAAGACUACCGUCUACCACGAUCUGAACUUCCAGUCCCCUCGAUACGAAGUCGUACAAUCGGUCACUUUCAAGAAUCCUUCUCAGGCUCUCCUGUCUAUCCUCCGAGAGACCGGCCCGAUUCCCAACGACGAUGAUUCUAAGGCCGCUGCCAAGUCUCGCAAGACCAAUGAUCUAAAGAAGAAGAAGGCUGCCUACGACUUCGAGAAGAUGGCCGACGGUCUUACCAAGCUGAACGAGGAUGAUCUUCUUCAUGUAAUCCAGAUGAUCCACGAUCACGGUACGGAGGACACCUACACGAAGAAUGAUGUUGAGAAUGGCGAAUUCACCGUGGACUUGUUUACCCUCCCCGACAGUUUGGCCAAGAUGAUCUGGGACUUCUUAGUUGAGAUUAAGACUAUCUCUUAGACUGAUCACAGAUCUCGAUGGUUGGCGUUCGUACGGACUGGGGACAGUCUCUUGGUCAUAUCUUCUCUUCGCAGAAUUAGGUUGCAUUGCAUUGGCAUCGGCGUUGAAGGUUUAGGCAAGGCACCUCUUUUUAAGUGUCAGGCAGGUGGCAAUGGUGACAUUGGCGUAUGGUUGCGUUUAAACGCCCCACGCGAUAGAUACCCUGUAGUCAGUCUCCCGACGAAUGCCAUCGAAGGAUUUUUGAAACGAGAGCAGUGCGAUAUCUCGAAUCCGUACAUUGUGACAUCCAUUUUUGAUAGGUAUUAUGUGGUAGGCAUUAUGCGCGCAUAGAGAUGCGGUAAGCCGCAAGGGAUAACUUAAUCGGAUGCUCAUAUGUACGAUCCAAAAAGGAGGCGUCAAAAUGACAGGUAC
Molecule: messenger RNA, 1278 nt
Organism: Annulohypoxylon truncatum
Lineage: Eukaryota; Fungi; Ascomycota; Sordariomycetes; Xylariales; Hypoxylaceae
Product: SAS complex, SAS5 subunit/transcription initiation factor IID, subunit 14
Exons: 5
Coding region: 175-867 (230 amino acids)
Biological process (GO): chromatin remodeling; regulation of transcription by RNA polymerase II
Cellular component (GO): NuA4 histone acetyltransferase complex; Swr1 complex
Molecular function (GO): histone binding
Source: RefSeq, a predicted model, not a curated record